Molecule: messenger RNA, 276 nt
Organism: Thyridium curvatum
Lineage: Eukaryota; Fungi; Ascomycota; Sordariomycetes; Thyridiales; Thyridiaceae
Exons: 1
Coding region: 1-276 (91 amino acids)
Source: RefSeq, a predicted model, not a curated record
AUGCGCUCCACUACCACCCGUGUCAUCUUUGGCGCGCUGGCGCUGCUCGUCCUCGCCACAGCGGUUCAUGCUGCUCCCACCCUGCCCGAAAACAACACGACCGCCGUCGCCACCAUGAAGAGCAAGGCAUCCCUGGUCGCCCGAGGCCAGGACCUAGUCGAUGGAGGCUGGAAAAUCGCCUGUAUCGUUCUUAUCGUGUUCUCGGGCAUGAGUCUUGUUACCUCUUGCCUUGGAUACUUCUCGCUCCUGUGCUGCUUCAACCGCAUUAUGGAUUAG